Molecule: messenger RNA, 19172 nt
Organism: Coregonus sp. 'balchen'
Lineage: Eukaryota; Metazoa; Chordata; Actinopteri; Salmoniformes; Salmonidae
Source: the annotation of a GenBank genome assembly
AUGCAGAUUCACGGCUGGUUGGGGCUUCAGCAGCAGGGCCUUGGCAGGCAGGCAGCAGUGUGGGUGAGUGGGUGUUUGGCUGGUGGAUGCUCUGGUGGCAUCUAGCCUCCUGCUCCACCUGUGCUCUCACUCAUCAAUCCUCCACCAUAUGGAAACAGCUGGUCCUCUGUGGUGGGCACUGUGUGGUGCCCUGAGCUCCAUACAUCCUGUAGUCAGGAGGGAGAGGAGUGGAGGGGGAGAGAGAGAGAGAGUGCAGGGAACCAAAUCAAAUUGUAUUGGUCACAUACACAUAUUUAGCAGAUGUUAUUGCGGGUGUAGCGAAAUGCUUGUGUUCCUAGCUCCAACAGUGCAGUAAUAUCUAACGAAAAUAAAUUAGAAAAACACCCAGAAAGCUAUGGGAAGCAGGCUAUGGUGGUGCUGUUUUGGACAGAUUUAAUUUGAAUAGAUUUUAAUCUUAUUGAGGCAAUUGACUGUUUAAUGAACAGUCAAUUGCCUCGUUCGGAAAGUAUUCAGACCCCUUUACUUUUUCCACAUUUUGUUACGUUACAGCCUUAUUCUAAAAUGGAUUAAAUUAUUAUAUUUUCUCAUCAAUCUACACACAAUACCCCAUAAUGACGAAGUGAAAACAGGUUUUUAGAAAUCUUUGCAAAUUUAUAAAAAAUUAAAAACAGAUUAAAAACAGAACCUUAUUUACAGAAGUAUUAAGACCCUUUGCUCUGAGACUCGAAAUUGAGCAUAGGUGCAUCCUGUUUCCAUUGAUCAUCCUUGGGAUGUUUCUACAACUUGAUUAGUCCACCUGUGGUAAAAUCAAUUGAUUGGACAUGAUUUGGAAUGCCCGGCCAAACUGAGCAAUUGGGGGAGAAGGGCCUUUGUCAUGGAGGUGACCAAGAACCCGAUGGUCAUUCUGACAGAGCUCCAGAGUUCUUCUGUGGAGAUGGGAGAAUCUUCCAGAAGGACAACCAUCUCUGCAGUACUCCACCAAUUAGGCCUUUAUGGUAGAGUGGCCAGACGGAAGCCACUCCUCAUUAAAAGGCACAUGACAGCCCGCUUGGAGUUUCCAAAAGACUCUCAGACCAUGAGAAACAAGAUGCUCUGGUCUGAUGAAACCAAGAUUGAACUCUUUGGCCUGAAUGCCAAGCGUCACGUCUGGAGGAAACCUGGCACCAUCUCUACGGUGAAGCAUGGUGGUGGCAGCAUCAUGCUGUGGGGAUGUUUUUCAGCGGCAGGGACUGGGAGACUAGUCAGGAUCAAGGGAAAGAUUAACGAAGCAAAGUACAGAGAGUGCCUUGAUGAAAACCUGCUCCAGAGCGUUCAGGAACUCAGACUGGGGCGAAGGUUCACCUUCCAACAGGACAACGACCCUAAGCACACAGCCAAGACAACGCAGGAGUGGCUUCGGGACAAGUCUCUGAAUGUCCUUGAGUGGCCCAGCCAGAGCCCUGACUUGAACCCAAUCGAACAUCUCUGGAGAGACCUGAAAAGAGAUGUGCAGUGACACACUACAUCCGACCUGACAGAGCUUGACAGGAUCUGCAGAGAAGAAUGGGAGAAACUCCCCAAAUACAGGUGUGUCAAGCUUGUAGCAUCAUACCCAAGAAGAAUCGAGACUGUAAUCGCUGCCAAAGGUGCUUCAAUAAAGUACUGAGUAAAGGGUCUGAAUAUUUAUGUAAAUGUGAAAUUUACGUUUUUUUAAAUGUAUAAAUUAGCAAACAAUUCUAAAAAACAGUUUUUGCUUUGUAAUUAUGGGGUAUUGUGUAUAGAUUGAUGAGGGACAAAAUCAAUUUAGGACAUUUUAGAAUAAGGCUGUAACGUAACAAAAUGUGGAAAAGGUCAAGGUGUUUGAAUACUUUCCGAAUGCACUGUAAGUCAGUGUAAUAAUGGAAAACAUGAACCUAUUUCCCAUGGGUCAGUAAUGAGGAUGGCCCUCUUGUGAUUGGAAGAGGUCACUACAUAAUCCAGGAAGUAGAGAAGGUCUUAGUUCCAAUUACUGCCUUUAUGUGGGGAUGGACUGAGGGAGAGAGCUUGGUAGAGAAGGAGAGGAGUACAUGGGUGGAGGAGGUACAGAGUAGAGUAGGAGAAGAGGGGGUGAAGAUUGUAGAAGGAUAGAAUAGAGUGGGGGGUGAAGAUUGUAGACUAAUAGAAUGGGGGGGUGAAGAUGUAGAAGGAUAGAAUAGGAGGGGGGUGAAGAUUGUAGAAGAAUAGAAUGGGGGGGGUGUAGAUUGUAGAAGAAUAGAAUGGGAGGGUGAAGAUUGUAGAAGGAUAGAAUGGGGGGUGAAGAUUGUAGAAGAAUAGAAUGGGGGGGGGUGAAGAUGUAGAAGGAUAGAAUAGGAGGGGGUGAAGAUUGUAGAAGAAUAGAAUGGGGGGGGGUGAAGAUGUAGAAGUUUAGAAUAGAGUGGGGGGGUGAAGAUUGUAGAAGUAUAGAAUGGGGGGUGAAAAUUGUAGAAGAAUAGAAUGGGAGGGUGAAGAUUGUAGAAGGAUAGAAUGGGGGGGUGAAGAUUGUAGAAAGGUAGAAUGGGGGGGUUAAUUGUAGAAGUAUAGAAUGGGGGGGUGAAGAUUGUAGAAGGAUAGAAUAGGAGGGGGGUUAAUUGUAGAAGGAUAAAAUAGUGGGGGGGGGGGGGGGGUGCAGAAGGGUGGAGGAGUCACACUAAAAUGCUGCUGGGUCAUUAUCCUAGCCAGGGGGCGGGACUGUUACUAUAAACACUGGCAUAACUGUGCUAUGUUCUGCACCGGUGAAAACCAGUCAAAAGAAUGCAGCUUGGCUAAACAGCUCAACUCCCUCCCUUCUAUGCUUCUGUCUUCUUAGGGGUUUUCCAACAGGAGAUUUGGCUUUAACUGCAGUCCCGGCCAUCCCUUUGUGCCUCUAAAUGUGACCCACCGCCUCGAUUCAAUCUUAUGUACCUGGCGCUGACGAAGAUGGCGGCCUCACGACUAGCUCUUAGGAAACUUUGCGGUAUUUUGGUUUUUUUAUGUAUUAUUUUUACAUUAUUAGCUCAGAAAGUGUUUUGUAUCAUUACAUACAGCCAGGGAAAAACUAUUGGAUAUCAGAGCUACGGUAACUCACCAGCAUUACGACCAGGAAUACAACUUUCCUGAAGCAGAUCCUUUGUUUGCUCUCCCCAGGGCAACUGAACUGAUUCCAGCGGCUGACCCAAAACAUCGCCGGCGGAGGAGAGGCACUCGGAGCAGCCUGCUGGUUCGACUUAGGAGGCGCGCACACCACCCACCGCUUCCAAGUAUAUUACGCGCUAAUGUUCAGUCUUUGGAUAACAAGGUCAACGAGCUCAGGGCAAGGAUUUCUUUCCAGAGAGACAUCAAGGCCUGUAACAUACUUUGUUUCAUGGAAACAUGGCUCUCUCUGGAUAUUCUGUUGAAAUGAUGGGUUCUCCGUUCAUCGCGCAGACAGAAAUAAAUAUAUCUCCGGGAAGCAGAAGGGUGGAGGUGUGUGUUUCAUGAUUAACGACUCAUGGUGUUAUUGUAGUAACAUACAGGAACUCAAGUCCUUUUGUUCACCCGACCUAGAAUACCUCACAAUCAAAUGCCGUCCGUAUUAUCUCCCAAGAUAAUUUUCUUUGGUUGUAGUCACGGCCGUGUAUAUCCCCCCUCAAGCCGAUACCACGACGUCCCUCAAAGAACUUCACUGGACCUUAUGCAAACUGGAAACCACAUAUCCUGAGGCUGCAUUUAUUGUAGCCGGGGAUUUUAACAAAGCAAAUUUGAGGACAAGGCUGCCGAAGUUCUAUCAACAUAUUGACUGUUGUACUCGGCUGCUAAAAUUCUCGACCAUUGCCAUUUGAACUUCCGGGAUGGUUAUAAGGCCCUCCCCCGCCCUCCUUUCGGCAAAUCUGAACACGACUCCAUUUUGCUCCUCCCUUCCUAUAGGCAGAAACUCAAACAGGAAGUACCCAUGCUAAGGACAAUUCAACGCUGGUCUGACCAAUCGGAAUCCACGCUUCAAGAUUGUUUUGAUCACGCAGACUGGGAUAUGUUCCGGGUAGCUUGCGAAAAUAAUUUAGACGAAUACACUGAAACGGUGACUGAGUUUAUCAGGAAGUGUAUAGGAGAUGUUGUGCCCACCGUGACUAUUAAAAUCUACCCUAACCAGAAACCGUGGGUAGAUGGCAGCAUUCGUGCAAAACUGAAAGCGCGAACCACCACAUUUAACCAUGGCAAGGUGACUGGGAAUAUGGCAGAAUGCAAACAGUGUAGCUACUCACUCCGCAAGGCAAUUAAACAGGCAAAACGUCAGUGUAGGGACAAAGUGGAGUUGUAAUUCAACGGCUCAGACACGAGGCAGGGUCUAUAGACAAUCAUGGACUACAGAAGGAAAACCAGCCACGUCGCCGAGACAGUCUUGCUUCUGGACAAGCUAAACACCUUCUUCGCCCGCUUUGAGGAUAACACAGUGCCACCGAUGCGGCCCACUACCAAGGACUGUGUGCUCUCCUUCUCCGUGGCCGACGUGAGUAAAACAUUUCAACAUGUUAACCCCUGCAAGGCUGCCGGCCCAGACGGCAUCCCUAGCCGCGUCCUCAGAGCAUGCGCAGACCAGCUGGCUGUUGUGUUUACGGACAUUUUCAAUCUCUCCCUAUCCCAGUCUGCUGUCCCCACAUGCUUCAAGAUGGCCACCAUUGUUCCUGUACCCAAGAAAGCAAAGGUAACUGAACUAAAUGACUAUUGCCCCGUAGCACUCACCUCUGUCAUCAUGAAGUGCUUUGAGAAACUAGUCAAGGAUCAUAUCACGUCUACCCUUACCCGUCACCCUAGACCCACUUCAAUUUGCUUUACCGCCCCAAUAGAUCCACAGACGAUGCAAUCGCCAUCACACUGCACACUGCCCUAUCCCAGCUGGACAAGAGGAAUACCUAUGUAAGAAUGCUGUUCAUUGACUAUAGCUCAGCAUUCAACACCAUAGUACCAUCCAGCUCAUCAUUAAGCUCGAGGCCCUGGGUCUGAACCCCUCCCUGUGCAACUGGAUCCUGGACUUCCUGACGGGCCGCCCCCAGGUGGUGAAGGUAGGAAACAUCUCCACUUCGCUGAUCCUUAACACUGGGGCCCCUCAAGGGUGCGUGCUCAGCCCCCUCCUGUACUCCCUAUUCACCCAUGACUGUGUGGCCAAGCACGCCUCCAACUCAAUCAUCAAGUGUGCAGACGACACAACAGUAGUAGGCUUGAUUACCAACAAUGACGAGACAGCCUACAGGGAGGAGGUGAGGGCUCUGGGUGUGUGGUGCCAGGAAAAUAACCUUUCACUCAACGUCAACAAAACAAAGGAGAUGAUCGUGGACUUCAGGAAACAGCAGAGGGUGCAACCCCCUAUCCACAUCGACGGGACCGCAGUGGAGAAGGUGGAAAGCUUCAAGUUCUUUGGCGUCCACAUCACUGACAAACUGAAAUGGUCCACCCACGCAGACAGUGUGGUGAAGAAGGCGCAAUAGAGCCUCUUCAACCUCAGGAGGCUGAAGAAAUUUGGCUUGGCACCUAAAACCCUCACAAACUUUUACAGAUGCACAAUUGAGAGCAUCCUGUCGGGCUGUAUCACCGCCUGGUACGGCAACUGCACCGCCCACAACCGCAGGGCUCUCCAGAGGGUGGUGCGGUCUGCUGAACGCAUUACCUGGGGUAAACUACCCGCCCUCCAAGACACAUACAACACCCGAUGUCACAGGAAGGCCAAAAAGAUCAUCAAGGACCUCAACCACCCUAGCCACUGCCUGUUCACCCCGCUAUCAUCCAGAAGGCGAGGUCAGUACAGGUGCAUCAAAGCUGGGACCGAGAGAAUGAAAAACAGCUUCUAUCUCAAGGCCAUCAGACUGUUAAAUAGCCAUCACUAGCACAUUAGAGGCUGCUGCUGCCUAUUGAAAUCACUGCCCACUUUAAGAAAUGGAACACUAGUCACUGUAAUAAUGUGCUAUAUUCUAUAAUAUUCUGCUAUAUCUUAGUCCAUGCCGUUCUGUCAUUGCUCGUCCAUAUAUGGAUACAUUCUUAAUUCCAUUCCUUACUUAGAUUUGUGUGUAUUGGGUAUAUGUUGUGAAAUUGUUAGAUAUUACUUGUUAGAUAUUACUGCACUGUCGGAGCUAGAAGCACAAGCAUUUCGCUACACCCGCAAUAACAUCUGCUAUACACGUGUAUGUGAGAAAUACAAUUUGAUUUGAUUUGUAGCAAAAUUGUGUUUUUUUUUUUUAAAGAAGAGACUCAGAGCUUCAAAAUAUUAUAUCAAACACUGCAGUUGAGGAACAAUGGGAAAGUAAUUCUGCUUUGAAAGUUGAGAAAAUGGCCCAUAAAUGUACUGGAGAGCUCUUAUUUGUCUACACCUAUUCAGCAUCGUUCACACCCUCUUAAGCCCCACCCAUCUCUUGAAGGAUUCACAUGUGAGGCCAUGUGCUAAACAGAGUGAGUAAGGUAGUGUAGUAAACAACCAAAGAUGGUAUCCUACAAUAAGGGAAAAACUCCAGGUAAAAAUACACUUUAUCUAGUCCUUGGCCAAUAUCCUAAUCUGACUUUGAAAGUGUCCAGAUAAAAAUAUUUUAUAAAUAUUUUAUCAUUAUUAGAUGCUCACCCAGACACUUGUCUAAAUUGAUGGGUCAUGUGAAAGAAAUGCUAUAACCACCCCCCAGCCACAUCUAGCUAUGGGUCACUGUUGUCUUGACAUGUACGCAUGUUCAUGAAAUACAAUAGAUGACCGUAAUCACCCCCAGAUACACCUGGCUAACUUGAUGGGUCAUGUAAUCAUCUGGCAAAGUGGAAUCUUUUGUUUAGACAUCUAGCUAGCUAGCUAGCUAAACAAUCCCAACCUAUAGCUACAGUACAAAUGGAUUGUCAUAGCUAGCCACAUGAAAUGCUGUAGUAUGAAUCUGCAGGUAGCUAAAGCAAACCAACUAGGUUCAAUAUUAGCUAGCUGAGCAGCUCACGGAUAGACAGAAGUGUACUACAUGGCAGACCAAUCCGAACUAAUCUCUCGGCAUGUCCAGCCCAGCCAUUAUCUCAGCCAAUCAUGGCUAGCGGGAAGUUUCCUGUCUUUUUCCGUGGCUAAACCAACUAGGCUCGUAAUUUAACAAUUUUAUUGGUAUUUACAGAUGGCAUACAAGUUUGUUAUUAAGGCACAUGAAAGUUCACAUGUUCCAGAAGGCAUUUCUGCCCAAAAACACAUUUUGAUAAAAAUAAAUGUAAAAAAAACGUUCCAAUGGCUCUCCUGUGAAGAGGUGACAUGCGACAUACGCCUAGCUUCUUGAAACAGGUCACACAUGAGUAGUUGUUUCCCCUCAAAAGUCAGGGAAGCAAUUUGGGGUUGCCCUGGUGUUGGCUGUGUAUGUUCCCCUGGGAAGGGAAAAUAAGUAGUGGGUGAAAAACAGCCAGAUGACAGUCUCUGAUGUAGACUUGAAAGAGUUGUCAUGGAGGAAUGGACUUCCUAGGUGAGCUGGGUUGCCACCAGAUCAGCUUCAAAGAGUGCUGUGCCAUCGUCUGUCCCCAUGGUGAUACUGGGAACACAGAACAAAAGUCACAGGCCCCGCCCCCCCUCUCUGUCUGCUCCUCUGUGUCCGCCCCUCUCUGAGCCUCCAUAGGAGGAGAGGAGGGGGAGGUUUUGAGCAAUCUUCUGGAAGUGAAGGGAGGGGUUCUAUGGAGCCACCCACUAUCCAUGCAGCCAGUCAUACUACACUCAGUCACUACUGCAAAUGUCUAUAUUGUUUGUCUGUGGCAUUCCUCCUGAUCCACAAAGUCCUAGAGGGAUGAUGAGAUCCAGUCCUGAAUGUGCUCCCCUCAGACUUUGCUGAGGGGAUUUUCAGUGAAAUUUGAUCAGAAUGAGUCUUUAAAACUGAGGGACAAUAUCAUCCUUGUCUAAGUACACAUUGCUCAUUGAGUGAUCGAGCUAGUGAAUGCCAGCCAGCCCAUCGUACAGUCAAAAGUCAUUCAUUACUGCACCAGGUAUUUCUCUAACUUACCAUGUAUGUUUCUGUCUUUUACAGCAAAGAGCCUCAGGCAAGGUGCUGUUUGACCUGGUGUGUACCCACCUGAACCUCGUUGAGGGAGACUACUUCGGCCUAGAAUACCAAGACCACAAGAUGAUGGUGAGUGAAGAAAAAGACAGUCCUUAACUUAGGGGUUGUUUCUGGACUGGGUGUUAGCUUGUUUCUUCUUGAGGUGUUAGUGUAGAAGCCUUGAAUUCAUCUCUCUAUGCUGACUAAGGGGCGUUUUGCUUUCCUUCGGUUCACAGGUUUGGCUAGACCUCCUAAAGCCAAUUGUCAAGCAGCUGAGACGUAAGUCCCCUGACUUCAUUACACACUUUUACAUGGCUGGCAAUGGACAGUUCAUGCUUCAUUUGCUUCAACUAACACUGGUGGUAUGGUUGCUAACAGAAGAAAAUGUAUCAAGCCAAAACAUGGAAACAUUAAAUCAAAUCAAAUCAAAUUGUAUUGGCCACAUGCGCCGAAUACAACAGGUGCAGACAUUACAGUGAAAUGCUUACUUACAGCCCUUAACCAACAGUGCAUUUAUUUUUAAUAAAAAAGUAAACUAAAACAACAACAAAAAAGUGUUGAGAAAAAAGAGAGCAGAAGUAAAAUAAAAUAACAGUAGGAAGGCUAUAUAUACAGGGGGGUACCGGUGCAGAGUCAAUGUGCGGGGGCACCGGCUAGUUGAGGUAGUUGAAGUAAUAUGUACAUGUGGGUAGAGUUGAAGUGACUAUGCAUAAAUAAUUAACAGAGUAGCAGCAGCGUAAAAAGAUGGGGUGGGGGGUCAGUGCAAAUAGUCCGGGUAGCCAUGAUUAGCUGUUCAGAAGUCUUAUGGCUUGGGGGUAGAAGCUGUUGAGAAGUCUUUUGGACCUAGACUUGGCACUCCGGUACCGCUUGCCGUGCGGUAGCAGAGAGAACAGUCUAUGACUAGGGUGGCUGGAGUCUUUGACAAUUUUGAGGGCCUUCCUCUGACACCGCCUGGUAUUGAGGUCCUGGAUGGCAGGAAGCUUGGCCCCAGUGAUGUACUGGGCCGUACGCACUACCCUCUGUAGCCUUUCAUUGAGGGCCUAGUUAUACCCUAAUACAGUGGUGUUAGGAAUCUCCUGGUUUACAGACCACAUCAGACCUGCAAGUCACAUUAUGUAAUUCCUAUUGGAAUCCAGCCAGAGUUAGGAUAGCCAACAAGUGGAAUUGUUUAUCACCCACAACCUGCAUUUAGAUUGACUGCCAUGGUAAGACAAAUGUCUUUGAAAGAAGGAGACAGCUAGGAUACUUAAUUUAGUUGUGGCGUGAGGAAGCCUCAACACCCUGUCCCAUCCAAGCAAACUUAAAGUGAUGCUCCAGAACUUUUUUUAAAUAAUUUCAGCCAGUCAUUUUGAAAGUGGUACCCGUUUUGUGUGUACUACUUGUCAUCCAAUUGUGUACUACUAUCUACCGUCUAUGUAGGGUUCUUCAAAGAACCCCCAGUAUAUGGUUCUGCCUAGAACCUUCUAUGAUGGGUUCUACCAAGAACCAUUUUAUAUUUGGAGGGUUCUUCCUAGAACCCUACAUGAAGGGUUCUACCAAUAACCAUUUUAUCUUAUAACCUUUUUUUAAAAUGUUAAAUUAAAUAUAUCAUAUGGCCUUUCAUUGAGGGCCUAGUUAUACCCUAAUACAGUGGUGUUAGGAAUCUCCUGGUUUACAGACCACAUCAGACCUGCAAGUCACAUUAUGUAAUUCCUAUUGGAAUCCAGCCAGAGUUAGGAUAGCCAACAAGUGGAAUUGUUUAUCACCCACAACCUGCAUUUAGAUUAGAUUGCCAGGGUAGGGAGGAUUGAAUACUGAGACUACCUCAAUCGUCUAAACUGGAACAACCAUCUCAGUAACGGGUGCAAUAAAUCCAGAUACUAUCAGAUUGGAUUAGUUUAGAAAACGGCAUGUUAUUUAUCUUUGUGUAGCGUUAAAUUAAUCAACCAACCAAUGUACAUGCAAAAACACAGGUAUUACAGUAAAACAAACAAUUCUGAAAAGCUUCCUGCAAUAGAGCAAUAGAGCAGGAAAUAUGAUAUAGGGUUCUAUGUAGAAGCCUUCUUGCCUUCCGAAUAAUCCUUCUUGCCUUGCAAAGAAUCAUCAAAGAACCCUUUCUUCCAAAAAUGGUUCUUAGGAUGUUAAAGGUUCUAGGUAGAACCCUUAUCCUUACAAAGAACCCUUGCCUUGGUUCUUCUGAUCAAAACGGUUUUGGUAGAACCCUAUCCCUCCGCAAAGAACCCUUUUGGAACUAUUUUAUCUAAGUGUACCAUACCCUGUUCAAAGGCACUUACAUAUUUUGUCUUGCCCAUUCACCCUCUGAAUGGCACACGAACACAAUCCAUGUCUCAAUUGUCUCAAGGCUUAAAAAUCCUUAUUUAAUCAACACUGAUUGAAGUGGAUUUAACAAGUGACAUCAAUAAGGGAUCUUAGCUUUCACCUGUAUUCACCUGGUCAGUCUAUGUCAUGGAAAGAGCAGGUGACCUUAAUGUUUUGUGCACUCAGUGUAUAUUAUUUUGCAAUUCGUAUGAUAUCUUACGAAUCUAAUUCUUACAAUAGGUUACAAAUCUGUUAUGCUUAAAAUCCCAAACUGCAUCGUUAUUCACACACAGAGACCAUCUUUCUUCCAGACUGAGGCUCCGCUGUUAAAACUUGUACAUCUCGAGUCAUAAAGCUUUCAUCAAGUCUUAUGGAAGACUGGUUUGCUCAUCUACAAACAAGUAUUUUUUUUGGUGCAUAAGAGCAAGUACAAUGCUUGUUAUGAUCUCAUUGGUCGGUGAGACAUAACCCAAAUUCAGGUCAAAGUGUAAUUGAGCAAAAGGAAUCAUGGAGAUCCUGUUCUAACUCCUAAUUCUAUGACAGGAAUCUCCAGAUAGUUUGUUUAGAAUGUGUUCUCUGUUGCUCUAUAACCAUGCCAUUAUCUGACACCCACAGGGCCCAAGCACACAGUCCUGAGAUUUGUGGUGAAGUUCUUCCCCCCAGACCACGCCCAGCUACUGGAGGAAUUGACUAGGUAAGACUAAACAGAAAGAAGCCUAGGUUUAACCAGCGACAUACCAACUGCCAUUUCAGACUCCUCCCUAUAGGCUGUCUCGUCGUUGUCGGUGAUCAGGCCUAAAACUGUUGUGUCAUCGGCAAACUUAAUGAUGGUGUUGGAGUCGUGCUUGGCCAUGCAGUCUAGAGUGAACAGGGAGUACAGGAGGGGACUGAGCACAAACCUCUGAGGGGCCCCCGUGUUGAGGAUCAGCAUGGCAGAUGUGUUGUUACCUACCCUUACCACCUGGGGUCAGCCCAUCAGGAAGUCCAGGAUCCAGUUACAGAGGGAGGUGUUUAGUCCCAGGGUCCUUAGCUUAGUGAUGAGCUUUGAGGGCACUAUGGUGUUGAACGCUGAGCUGUAGUCAAUGAAUAGCAUUCUCACAUGGGUGUUUCUUUUGUCCAGGUGUGAAAGGGCAGUGUGGAGCGCAAUAGAGAUUGCAUCAUCUGUGGAUCUGUUGGGGCAGUAUGCACAUUGGAGUGGGUCUAGGGUUUCUGGGAUAAUGGUGUUGAUGUGAGCCAUGACCAGCCUUUCAAAGCACUUCAUGGCUACAGACGUGAGUGCUACGGGUAGGUAGUCAUUUAGGUAGGUUACCUUAGUGUUCUUGGGGACAGGGACUAUGGUGGUCUGCUUGAAACAUGUUGGUAUUACAGACUCAGACAGGGAGAGGUUGAAAAUGUCAGUGAAGACACUUGCCAGUUGGUCAGCGCAUGCUCGGAGUACACGUCCAGGUAAUCCGUCUGGCCCUGCGGCCUUGUGAAUGUUGACCUGUUUAAAGGUCUUACUCACAUCGGCUACGGAGAGUGUGAUCACACAGUGGUCCGGAACAGCUAAUGCUUUCAUGCAUGUUUCAGUGUUACUUGCCUCGAAGUAAGCAUAGAAGUAAUUUAGCUUGUCUGGUAGGCUUGUGUCACUGGCCAGCUCGCAUGUGCUUCCCUUUGUAGUCUGUAAUAGUUUGCAAGCCCUGCCACAUCAGACGAGCGUCGGAGCCGGUGUAGUACGAUUCGAUCUUAGUCCUGUAUUGGACGCUUUGCCUGUUUGAUGGUUCGUCGGAGGGUGUAGCAGGAUUUCUUCUAAGCGUCCAGGUUAGUGUCCCGCUCCUUGAAAGUGGCAGCUCUACCCUUUAGCUCAGUGCGGAUGUUUCCUGUAAUCCAUGGCUUCUGGUUGGGGUAUGUACGUACAGUCACUGUGGGGAUGAGGUCAUCGAUGCACUUAUUGAUGAAGCCAGUGACUGAUGUGGUGUACUCCUCAAUGCCAUCGGAAGAAUCCCGGAACAUAUUCCAGUCUGUGCGAGCAAAACAGUCCUGUAGCUUAGCAUCUGCUUCACCUGACCACUUUUUUAUUGACCGAGUCACUGGUGCUUCCUGCUUUAGUUUUUGCUAGGAGGAUAGAAUUAUGGUCAGAUUUGCCAAAUGGAGGGCGAGGGAGAGCUUUGUACGCGUCUCUGUGUGUGGAGUAAAGGUGGUCUCUAGGAGUGCCGCCUCUGGAUGAGCGUUUUCCUGUUUACUUAUGGCCUUAUACAGUUCAUUGAGUGUGGUCUUAGUGCCAGCAUCGGUUUGUGGUGGUAAAUAGACAGCUACGAAGAAUAUAGAUGAAAACUCUCUUGGUAGAUAGUGUGGUCUACAGCUUAUCAUGAGAUACUCUACCUCAGGCGAGCAAAACCUUGAGACUUCCUUAGAUAUCGUGCACCAGCUGUUGUUUACAAAUAUACAUAGACCGCCACCCCUUGUCUUAGCAGAGGCUGCCGUUCUAUCCUGCCGAUACAGUGUAUAACCCGCCAGCUGUAUGUUAUUCAUGUCGUCGUUCAGCCACGACUCGGUGAAACAUAAGAUAUUACAGUUUUUAACGUCCCGUUGGUAGGAUAUACAUGCUUGUAGUUCAUCCACUUUAUUAUCAAGCGAUUGUAUGUUGGCCAAUAGUAUCGAUGGCAAAGGCAGGUUAGCCACUUGUCGCCGGCUCCUUACCAGGCACCCCGAUCUCCUUCCGCGAUAUCUCCUUUUCUUUCUACUGCGAAUGACUGGGAUGAGGGCCCUGUCGGGUGUCUGGAGCAAAUCCCUCUCGUCCGACUCAUUAAAGAAAUGUUAUUCGUCCAGUUCAAGGUGAGUAAUGGCUGUUCUGAUGUCCAGAAGCUCUUUUCUGUCAUAAGAGACGAUGGUAGCAGCAACGUUAUGUACAAAAUAAGUUACAAACAAUGCGAAAAAAUAAAUUAAAAAUAGCACGGUUGGUUAAGAGUCCAUAAAACGUCUGCCAUCCCCUCCGGCGCCUCCAAGUGAUUCCUUUCCUGUUCCUCCCUCCUGUGUUGUGGCCUGACAGGUUUUGAUGUUAACCACAGCCAGUCAUCCUAUUGGCUCUGUUCUAACCUUUCUCUUUGUCCCAUGAUGGUCCAGGUAUCUCUUCGCCCUGCAGAUCAAGCAUGACCUUGCCUGUGGACGUCUGACCUGCAACGACAGUAGCGCCGCCCUGCUGGUCUCCCAUGUUAUCCAAUGUACGUCUCUCUGUUACUUUCCCUGUGGCUUCACAGAGCCAAUAGGAUCACAGAGCCAAUAGAGCAUAUACAUGUGUAGGAAAACAGAACCUUCUUCAAACUGUGUCAAACAGGAUGUGGCGCAGCAUCCCAAAUUAAGAAUCAGUGUGUUGCCAUGGAUACCUUUUUAGUAUUCCUCUGAAUGAAUGAAAUGUGGGAAGACACUGACAGAGAGAGCUUUUUGAAAAGCUGUCCGUUCCUCUGCCUGGAUUCUAAUGCUAGAGGGAGCUGUCAAAAGUGUGAUCAAAGAGGGAAGAGGCAUGGAUGAGGAUGGAUUCUAGUCGAUUGAAUCUAUUCUAAUCUAUUCUAUUUAGGGAUAUAUGCAAAUAAUCUGAAUUGCUAUCAACCAGCAGUGAUGCAGAUCAUUUACACAGCGUAGGCCUACGCACUGCACACAAUGUAAUACGAUGUUCUAAUACGAUCCCCUGACUUUAACCCUUUGUUCUCCAGCUGAGACUGGGGACUUUGAGGAGAGCCAGAGUCGGCAGCACCUCCUCAACAACAGCUACAUUCCUGACCAGGUGGCUUUGAUGGACAAGAUCAUGGAGUUCCACUCCAAGAAUGGGUGAGUAGCUCCUCUGUAACUGGUGUGUCAGGUCUGGAAGCAGAGCUUUUCAGGCGUUAUUCUGGUGGCCUCUGAACAGGUCAAGGUAGAUAAAGACCUCCAUACGUACACGUCCCAAGGGAAUGUUUUCUACCCAGGUGACACAGUCAGGAAACUCACCACUGACUGAACAGUGUUCUUUAUUUCAGUGUGUUAACUCUUUAUCAUGUUUAGACCAGCCCCUGGGUUGGUUGAGUGGUUAGGGCCUGGAGGGGAAUGUGGUGAUGUCUGCUUUAUCAGAAACACUUCAUGGGUCCCCAGAAAGCCUAAUGAGCAACACACCAGACUUCAGCAGGGAAACGGCUAACGACUUUGGAGCAACACACCAGACUUCAGCAGGGAAACGGCUAACGACUUUGGAGCAACACACCAGACUUCAGCAGGGAAACGGCUAACGACUUUGGAGCAACACACCAGACUUCAGCAGGGAAACGGCUAACGACUUUGGAGCAACACACCAGACUUCAGCAGGGAAACGGCUAACGACUUUGGAGCAACACACCAGACUUCAGCAGGGAAACGGCUAACGACUUUGGAGCAACACACCAGACUUCAGCAGGGAAACGGCUAACGACUUUGGAUUUCCAUUGUUAAACCUUUGUCACUGAACAGGUUGGCACAAGGGAAAUGGCUGCUUGAACUCAUUCACUGUAACUUCUCCUUCUCCCAGUAUUUCCUUCUAUUAUUUGUUUCCUAAUUUGCUAGUUCUGAGCUCCUUGGAGAACAAAAUGUAGAAGGCUUCCAUAUCCCACAAUCCCCUUACUGUCCACCUCAUUGAUGCAGCAGGCCAGGAGGACAUGGCCAUCCCUUCCCUCACCCCCAGUCCUCCAUGCUACACUGGUGUCACCCCCAGUCCUCCAAUCUACAGUGAUGUCACCCCCAGUCAUCCAUGCUACACUGGUGACACCCCCAGACCUCCAAUCUACAGUGGUGUCACCCCCAGUCCUCCAAUCUGCAGUGGUGUCACCCCCAGUCCUCCAUGCUACACUGGUGUCACCCCCAGUCCUCCAAUCUACAGUGAUGUCACCCCCAGUCCUCCAUGCUACAGUGAUGUCACCCCCAGACCUCCAAUCUACAGUGGUGUCACCCCCAGUCCUCCAAUCUACAGUGGUGUCACCCCCAGUCCUCCAAUCUACAGUGGUGUCACCCCCAGUCCUCCAUGCUACCCUGGUGUCAGCCCCAGUCCUCCAAUCUACAGUGGUGUCACCCCCAGUCCUCCAAUCUACAGUGAUGUCACCCCCAGUCCUCCAUGCUACAGUGGUGUCACCCCCAGUCCUCCAUGCUACCCUGGUGUCACCCCCAGUCCUCCAAUCUACAGUGGUGUCACCCCCAGUCCUCCAAUCUACAGUGAUGUCACCCCCAGUCCUCCACGCUACAGUGAUGUCACCCCCAGUCCUCCACGCUACACUGGUAUACAGAGAUUGGCGCUCACCAGGCAGCUGACAAGAUGAAAGGAUCUCCGUUAGAUUUGACUGCCCUCCCUGACUUGUCCUUUUUCUGUAUUUUCAGCUGAUAACAGUAACCACAGUUCUCCUGGCAGGGAGCCAUGCUCAGAGUUACAUCUAUAAUUAACUACAGCACACAGGAAACAGGAAAGCUUUUUCACAGAUAAGAAUUAGGGAAGUGAGUUACCAUGCAGUUUCGUUUCUACCCAGACCUCGGUGGUGUGUGGUGUCAGCUGAAUGUGGGAACAGAUUGACAUGUGGCUUGGUCUCUCACCUCAAUUGCAGUAUUUGAUUGGAAGAUAUUAUUCACAUUUAAAGUAACAUUUUUGAUUAAGAGCAGUCAGGUUCAGAAGCCCAAAGUGGAAAUCAAAUGUAACUGUUUGUGGACCCCUGGAAUUCUGACGCAUCCCACCUCAACUCCACCUUGCCGUGAUUAUGAGAGACUUUGUGUGAGACUGUGUCCCAAAUGGCUUCCUAUUCCCUAUUUAGUGUCCAGGGGUCAAAAUAGUGCAUUAAAAUAGGGAAUAGGGUGCCAUUUGGAACGAAUCCUUGGAGGCCUCUUGAGACUUCCAUGAGACUUGACCCAGACUGCUGUCCGUGUGCUUGUAGGGGUCAGACGCCAGCGGAGUCAGACUACCAGCUGCUGGAGGUGGCACGCAGACUGGAGACGUAUGGGGUUAGACUGCACCCUGCCAAGGACCGCGAGGGCAGCAAGCUGAGCCUGGCCGUGGCACACGCUGGUGUCCUGGUCUUUCAGGUACUACUUUACAGGUCAACGCCGAGUAGAGGUGGACGGAGUAAGAGGAUUUAUAGACUGCUGUUUAUCAUUAGAAACCUACAGGAUAUUUGAUCAUGAGUUUGAUGUGGAUGGUGUAAUAGCAAGUUGGUAGUAAAUGAUUUAACAAGCUUGGUUAUGCCACAAUGUAAGACACUUGCAGCUGUCACACUUUUCAGUUCCACUUUUCAGCUGUUCCACUUUGAAGUGACAUUUUAAUGACAGGCUUUUGACAACAUGUAACAGUUUCUCUGUUCACAAAUCUAUUGGGAUUAAGAGCUAGCAAGUUCUAUUUGAGGAAUGUGGAACUGAUGUUUGAUGACAUGAUUAGGAAGAUGAACAGGCUGAUUUUUAUUGCAUGUCACACGCCGUGUUAAACCUCUGUGUGGAUUUCUUCAUCCGCUGCAGGGACACACCAAGAUCAAUGCCUUAAACUGGUCCAAAGUGCGCAAAUUAAGCUUCAAGAGGAAGCAAUUUCUCAUCAAGCUCAGACCAGACCUAAACGUAAGUCAUAUGGUCAUGGACCUUAGCAAGAUCCACCAUUCAUAUUCAUGUAAAUAUCACCAAUGCCUAAAGCCUUCAGCCCUGAGUUUCCAUUGAUGUGUGUUACAUCUAUAUGUGUCCCCUCUGCAGCAGAGCUCAUACCAGGACACUCUGGAGUUCCUGAUGGGUAGUCGGGACUGCUGUAAAGUCUUCUGGAAGAUCUGUGUGGAAUACCACGCCUUCUUCCGCCUCUUCGAGGAGCCCAAAGCCAGGCCCAAGCCUGUCCUCUUCACCCGAGGCUCCUCCUUCAGAUUCAGGUAGACCAGCUGGCCCCUUGAAGGCCCCUGGGGCCACACAAUAAUAAAGCAUCUCUGUCACUCAGGACACAGGAGAUAGCAGGUUCGUUGAAAAACCAGUCAGUGCCUCAGUUUGAAUCUCAUUUCCUACCUGUCACCUGGACAGAACUUCUCCAGCUCUACUCUAGGUUCACUGACCUCAAUCAUCUACCUUGCUACUUCUCUCUCUCUCCGCAGCGGUCGGACACAGAAGCAGGUGAUUGAUUAUGUGAAGGACUCCGAGUUUAAGAAGAUCCCGUUUGAAAGGUAAAGACUUAACGUUUGUGUUUUCUAUCUAGACGUGCAAAGAGAGAGAGAGACUGUGUGAGGGUUGCCAGGUGUAUAACAUAUCCACUUUCCAUCAUCUUCCCCUCUUCAGGAAACACAGUAGGGUCCAGCACAGCAGCCGCAUGUCUCCACUGCCUUCCCCUCAUCACCCCCAAGUGCCAAAAGAAGUCAGUGUCUCCUUCAGUGUUCCCACACACGGUCCAUUAGAGGCUAACGUGCUAAAUUACACUUUGUGCAACUCUAUCUGAUAGCCGACCCAGCAUGUCUUCAUCUAGAAAGACUAUGAAUAUGAAAUAUACUGCUUAGAAUAUAGAGCUAAUAAUUGACUAGAAGGAAUAACUAAUCCAUGUAACACAAUAACUCAAUUUCCUUGUUUAACUGUUAAACCUUUAGCGCUCUCUUUCUCUUCUCUGUUCUCUGUUCUCCACAGAGUGUGAGCGGUGCUUCAGGGGACAGAGUGGAGGUGGACUCUCCUCCCCCCCGUCACUGGAAGGAGUCUGUAUUGGUGAACGCUGAGGACCCGUCAGCCCUGCGGAUCAGAGGCAGCCCUUCCAGCCAGAGGAACGGGGGACGCGGCGAGGACAGCCCAAGCCCCGGAACAGAACCAGGCCCAGCCAGGCAGCCCCACCCAGACCAUCUGAACACAGGUCCAGCCUCCCGGGGCGCUAAGGGCAGCAGCUCCUCCAUCCCCUACAUUGACUGCAGUGAUAUAGAUAAUGAAUACGACGUAGCCAAGGGCGGGGUUACCAGGUCUUACCAUACUGACAGCUAUGGGGAGGAGGCGGCAGGCCCCCGCCGUGGCAGUAUAAACGAUCGGGAACUGGGUAGGAUGAGGUACAGAGAGUCCCCUCCCUCCCCUAAACCAACCCUCAAUAUGAGCUGUGAGUUAGAUGAGCCGGCCAACCUGUCGUUCUUCGGCGGUGGUCCGCCCCGUGGCCCUCUCCAUAGCACUAUGAUGGAGGAGUUGGGGGGUGGUGGGAUUGGGGACCAGCGUAGCAGCAGCCCCCCGACGGUCCGCCUGUUAGGCUCUAAGAGCAGCACCUCCAGCCCCGUCAUGAGCACCUUCCAGCGGACCGGCUCACUCAGCCACGCCGAGCAAAACGGCCACGGCUCCAGGCCCCCACGCUGUGACGACCGGGGUCACGGGGGGUUUAACGCCCAGAGGGGCCAUGGGGGGUCCCGAGGCCAGGGCCAGGCCCCAUCCCACUACGGCAGCUACUCGCCCAUCAUGACCCACUCGCCACACUUACAGAAGCUCCACAACAUGCGUAACCGUUCCGACACAGACCCCUUCGUCCUGAGCUGGCAGCAGGCCACCUCCACGCCCUCCCACGAGCCCCGGCCUGUCACCUCCCACAUGGCUGCUCUGGAGCGCCGCAUGUUGGCCAACGACCUGUCUGCCCCUGGCCAGCCCAAGCCCAGCCCUUUACAGAAGCUGUACAGCCAGGCUGGUGUAGACCACGUAGGGGCUGUUCAGAUGAUUGACCGCCCCACCAGCAGUGGCACAGAGUCCAGUGACUCGGAGACCGAGACCACCACGGGUAGCUCCAGCAGCCACCCGCUGACCUACGGUAACCCCAUGGCCGUGCAGGUCAACUACCCCUCCCCCUCCCCCUCCCCCAUACCCAGGAACAAGUACUCCUUUGGGAGCCUCCAGCUGGAUGAGGAGAUGGAGGAGGAUGGCUGCCUUAACUUUAGUGAUGAGGACGGGGCACAGGUGUUCAGCUGUUAG